This is a messenger RNA of Drosophila arizonae, 849 nucleotides long. RefSeq lists its product as uncharacterized. Gene Ontology annotation, biological process: protein refolding. Gene Ontology annotation, cellular component: cytoplasm. The record is from RefSeq and is a predicted model, not a curated record. NCBI's taxonomy places the organism in Eukaryota, Metazoa, Arthropoda, Insecta, Diptera, Drosophilidae.
AAAAGUCAAAUCACGGACACUUGACGCCGCCAUGGUCAGCUACGAUCCCUACGAUAUUCUCAACAUAAAGAGAAGUGCGACCAGAGGAGAAAUUACCAAAGCUUAUCGCGAACUCCUGGCCACAUGCUAUUUGAAAGAUGUCAAACGAUUUCAGCAAAUUGUGUAUGCAUAUUUGGUACUCAGUGGAAUGGAACAAAUAGAUCUUACUGCACCAUCGCAGAACUCAUAUCUACGAAUGCCUCGUAUCUUUCUGCCCAGAUGGAAUCGAUCAAACUAUUUGAGUGUGGUUUACUUUGCUGGCGGAACUAUUUUGGCGAGCCUAAUUGCCUACAAAAUGUAUCAGCUCGGAUCAGCUUUAAAUAAGCAACCAUUGCAGAGCUCUUCUUUCAUCGUGGCACCACAAAUCACAGAACAGAAUUCAGUGUCGACAUCAACAUUUAACCUAAUACCACAAUCAUGGAGCUGGAUAUUAAACAAGAUGUCAUCUCAAAGUGGAGACUCAACAUCUUCUGCRRUGGCUUCGUCUGUUAGUGCUAUUGCAGGCUCCGCUGCCGGAGGUCUUUCAAAAGCUUGGUCAUGGACAACAGGAUCGGCAGGAAGCGUUUGGCAGUGGACCGCAAACAAGAUGUCAUCUCAAAGUGGAGACUCAACAUCUUCUGCCAUGGCUUCGUCUGUUGGCCCACUUUCAAAGGCUUGGCAAUGGACUAUGGGCAAGCUUUCUUCGCAAACUGGUGAUUCUACAUUAUCUACCACGACUUCUUCUAUUAAUGUGUUGUCUAAAAUAUGGAAGUGGGCAUCAGGUCAGGGUUGAAUAACUCGAAAGAACCUUGCAAUAAAAUUAACUUCUUG